GGUGGAGGACGCGCCGCGCCGAUCGAGCCCGGCUCGUGGAAGCAGGGGAGCCUUGCGUACGCUGCAGUUCCUCUGUCUCUUUCCCUCCCGCUCUGCCUCUGUUCCUUAGGAUAUUUUGGGUGGAUUGUGGUUAUCAAUCAAGACCUCCUCUUCUUUGCUGAUCACUUGUCAUUCUCACCGGGGAUUAGUAUCGUUCGGGGCAAGCGGACAACCGAUUUUUUUUCUCUCUUCUUUUCCCUUUGGAGAUUUUUUUCCCUCACCACCCCCCCUUCUUUUUUUUUUCCCUGGCACGGCGGUGCGGGUGCUAGGACCCGGCAACCACCCUCCCCCCGCCCCGCCGCCCCCUUCUUCCCAUCCGCAGCGCUUUCCCCAUAGCCGCCAAGCACCAGAGAAGCCCGCCGGACCGCUGCUCGCUGGAUACUUGUGCCUGGCAGAGCCCGGAUCCGGCCCGCGGAGGCGGCGGCGGCGGCGGGGCGCCGGGUGCGGAGCUGCCCGCGGGCGGCGCAGGGGCCCCCAGGCCGGCCGCCCCCUCCAACACCCUACCCCCCCCCCCGCCACACCUGGAUGGUACCUCCCGCCGGCGCCGCGGGCACUUUCUGAACUAGGGAGGAAGGGGCGACUCGUGGGGGGCGGGGGGCGCCGCCGAAGUCUGUAUGGAAUUACCUGCGCCCGCGGCGGGGCUCGCGGCGGUGGAUGGAUGGGCGCCGCGUCCGUGGAACUCGCGGCCAGCUCAGCCCCAGGAGUAAACACGGGGCUUCUCCGGCCGAGUGCGCAGUGUGGUGACCGGCACUCUCCUCGCUGACUGAUCGCACCAGAGGGAUAUUGCGGGAGACUCCUGAGGGAAGCAGCCACGGAAAGACAGAAGAUGAAAGCUUCUAUUCCCAACUUGAUUCUCUUGUAUGCUACCAUAACUCAGAGCUUGAAGGUUGUGACCAAAAGGGGAUCAGCUGAUGGAUGCACUGACUGGUCUGUGGACUACAAGAAAUAUCAAGUUCUAGUUGGAGAACCUGUUCGUAUAAAAUGUGCGCUCUUUUAUGGAUAUAUUAGAGCUAAUUACUCCCUAGCCCAGAGUGCUGGACUUAGUUUGAUGUGGUACAAAAGCUCUGGACCUGGGGAUUUUGAGGAACCUAUAGCUUUUGAUGGAACUAGAAUGAGCAAAGAAGAAGACUCCAUUUGGUUCCGACCAACAGUGGUACAAGACAGUGGGCUCUAUGCAUGUGUUAUAAGAAACUCAACUUACUGUAUGAAGGUGUCCAUUUCGCUGACAGUGGGUGAAAAUGACACUGGACUCUGCUACAAUUCAAAGAUGAAAUAUUCUGAAAAAGCUGAACUUAGCAAAAGCAAGGAAAUCUCAUGCCCUGAAAUUGAGGAUUUUUUAUUUCCAUUUAGAGAGCCUGAAAUUCUGUGGUAUAAGGAAUGCAAGUCAAAGACGUGGAGAUCAAGUAUUGUGUUUAAAAAGGAUACUCUUGUCAUUCGGGAAGUUAGAGAGGAUGACAUUGGAAAUUACACUUGUGAGUUAAAAUACGGAUUCUUUGUUGUCAGAAGAACUACGGAAUUAACAGUUACAGCACCACUAACAGAUAAACCACCAAAGCUUUUACAUCCCUUGGAGAGUAAGCUAACAAUUCAGGAGACCCAGUUAGGCAGUUCUGCUAAUCUAACCUGCCGAGCUUUCUUUGGGUAUAGUGGAGAUGUCAGUCCUUUAAUCUACUGGAUGAAAGGGGAGAAGUUUAUUGAAGAUUUGGAUGAUAGUCGAGUCUGGGAAAGUGACAUCAGGGUUCUCAAGGAACAUCUGGGGGAACAGGAGGUUUCCAUCUCGUUGAUUCUUGACUCUGUGGAAGAGGCAGACCUGGGGAAUUACUCAUGCUAUGUUGAGAAUGGAAAUGGACGCCGGCAUGCCAGUAUUCUUCUACAUAAAAGGGAGCUGAUGUACACAGUUGAGCUUGCUGGUGGGCUUGGUGCUAUUCUGCUGCUGCUUGUUUGUUUAGUGACUAUCUACAAGUGCUACAAGAUAGAGAUUAUGCUCUUCUACAGGAAUCAUUUUGGAGCUGAAGAAUUAGAUGGAGACAACAAAGACUACGAUGCAUAUCUAUCUUAUACCAAAGUGGAUCCUGACCAAUGGAAUCAAGAAACUGGAGAAGAAGAAAGAUUUGCUCUUGAGAUCCUACCAGAUAUGCUUGAAAAGCAUUAUGGAUAUAAGUUGUUCAUACCAGACAGAGAUUUGAUUCCCACAGGAACCUACAUUGAAGACGUGGCAAGAUGUGUAGACCAAAGCAAGCGACUGAUCAUCGUUAUGACUCCAAAUUAUGUGGUAAGAAGAGGCUGGAGCAUCUUCGAACUGGAAACGAGGCUUCGAAACAUGUUAGUCACGGGCGAAAUCAAAGUGAUACUGAUUGAAUGCAGUGAACUACGAGGAGUUAUGAACUACCAGGAGGUUGAGGCCCUAAAACAUACCAUCAAGCUCCUCACUGUCAUUAAAUGGCAUGGACCAAAAUGCAACAAGUUGAAUUCCAAGUUCUGGAAACGUUUACAGUACGAAAUGCCUUUUAAGAGGAUUGAACCCAUCACACACGAGCAGGUUUUAGAUGUCAGUGAGCAGGGGCCCUUUGGGGAACUGCAGACAGUCUCUGCAAUUUCCAUGGCUGCUGCCACCUCCACUGCUCUUGCCACUGCCCAUCCAGACCUGCGCUCCACCUUUCAUAACACAUAUCAUUCACAGAUGCGCCAGAAACACUAUUAUCGAAGCUAUGAAUACGAUGUACCUCCUACCGGCACCCUGCCGCUUACCUCAAUAGGUAACCAGCAUACCUACUGCAACAUCCCUAUGACACUUAUAAACGGGCAGCGGCCGCAGACAAAAACUAACAGGGAGCAGAAUCCAGAAGAGGCUCACACAAACAGUGCGAUACUGCCCCUCUUGCCACGGGAGACCAGUAUAUCAAGUGUCAUUUGGUGACCGAAAUGCAAGGGGCUGUCAACCACCUUGAGUAGGAGCUGAGUCUGCAGUCUGGUGCCUGGAACUACAUCCUCACUGCUGCUGUUAAACAUGCAUUACAAUCAAUAACAUACGAGGAAAAACAGGGUCUUGUACAUAUGGUUUUUGCAAUUUCUUUGUAGCAUCAGUCUUCCUGUUUUACCCAUGUCUCUUCCCAUUCACAUUUUCAACUUUGUUUUAUAUGUCAUUGGAAUUUGUAUAUUUACAUUUUUUUAAAAGAAAAGACUGAUGUAUAGAUAGGAAACUUUUUUGCUUCAUUAGUAUAGUUUUAGACUUUCUGUUUGUUUGUUUUUAACUUCUCUUGGGAAUGCUUGGACAAAGCUAUGUUGAUAUCAGAAGCACCAUCCGUUUUGUUGGCCUGCCUAGCCUGAUUCCUGAAGGCCAUGCCUGCUGCAGUUCACCUCUUUUGGAGAAUAUUUCUUAGAAGGACCCCAUCCUUCACUGAGAGCUUCAGUUUCAUUUCUAUUCCUGUAAUGUGCACUGCUCCUUCCCUGCCCUUACAAUGACCCCCAUUCGGGGUAACACUGCAGUCUGAUCAUCUAACAUGUAACUUGGUAGAUACUUGUCAAACAACAGAAUAUACCCAAUCUGUAUCGGUUGCUUCACAGUAGUCACUACAAAGUGUGUAGAAACUAGAGAUGGUUUGGGUUUUGCUUUCUUGGGUUUGGUUUUUUUUUCAUUAUUAUUUUCAGAAUGAGUUGAUUGUAUCCCUUUUAUAAAUAUAAAAGCAAACCCUAUUUUUAACACUUCUUGGAAAAGUAUUAAUGUGGUUGUGGGUUUUAUUUUUAAGCAUUUAACUUUUUCUUUCCCCCCUUUCAAAAUCCUGCAAAUAAGACUAUUUGCGAUUUGUCAGGCAAAUAAGAAAAGUGAGGCAAUAGGUACAGAAGUGCAUAAUCCUGCUGAUAUUUACAGUGAUGACUUCCAAACCAAAGGAGAAUAAAAGGCAGUGUUGUAGAUGGUUUGUCACUUUGUAUUAUAGAAAGCAUUAUUUUCUAAAAAAGUAAGAGCAAAACAUUAUUUUGCUGUGGAUUACAGAGUCCCCUUGUAUUUUAAUGUUCAAAAAACCCUGUAUUAUUUGCUUUAAAAUUAUAUAUUCAGGAUUAAGAAAUCUUCUUUCAUUUGGUUUUAGCUUGUAAUGAAAAGUAAAACUUUCUUAAUUUCAAAAUGAUUUCAGUAAGAACUCAGGCAGAAAAAAAAUGACAUGAAUACCAACAAAUAUAAUUGUUUUAAAAAUAAACUUUAUUUAUACAAAAUUAAUAUUUAAAUCAGACCUGGAAGUAUUAAAAAAAAUUAUUCACUUUAAUGAAUAAAUAAAUUAGUUUUAUUUUUUAUGUAUUAUUCUAUCUAUGAGGAGUUGUAAAUAAUGCAUGUACCAUGGCUGCCAGGGAGUUAAAAAAACCCCACUACGUUUAUAUCUGGACAUCUUUAAGACAAUAAGCAUCUUACUAAUACUUACAUUUUAAAUAACAGAAAAGGCUUUUCUUGUUUUAGAAAGAGAAAGGAGCGGUAUUGUAGCUCUGUAACAUACUCAGGCAAAGCUCUCUGCUAGUCUCUGCUAGCAGAAGCUGAAGAGCUGGGGUAGUUACUCAUUGCAGCACACAGUCAUAUGGUCAUGGGUUUGAUUUGCCCUGGCAGAAAUGUAACUGGCAUCCUGACAAACAGACUUUAUAGUCUAUUUAUGUAAUUAAUUUGCUUUAGGUAUUUUUUAUGGUAGCUGAAUAAUAUUUACCAAUAUAAUAGAUGUGUGGGGCUUUUUCAUCCGUAUCGUCACAAUGGGAGAAGUACAGCUUAUAAUAUUUUGGUCUUAAUGAGAAGCAAUGGGUAGAGAGUGGGUAAACUGCAGUUUGGGGGAUGUUUGUGGGAGUAAUCCAGAACUGACAGAGUGGGAGGAAAUGACUAUGCUCCUGUUGUGAAAGUCAAGAAAUCUCAGUAUCUGCAUAACAAGCUAAUAGAGCUUUGGGAUGUGCACUGAUUUUUAGUUGCUUAAGAAUGUUUAUUUCUCUGACAAUUUGCUUUUCUACAAUCUGUUCUGUAUUAUGGUGUCUCCCUCUGGACAUGUGCCAAACAUCCACAAAAUGGAAAUGAACCUGCCAGGCCACAUAAAAUUUUAAGAGAGCUUUGCACAUUUGAUUAUUUUCAUAGUCUAAGAAAGCUAUUAUUUGCUUCUACAGAGACCUGUCAGGCACUGACGGCAUUUUCCUUCAUUCAUCUGGAUGCCAAAUACCCCAGUAUCCUAUGAAGGCAAUGCAUUACUUUUUCCCUUUUCCUUCAUCUUUAUAUGCCCUGGGGGAAAGACUGGAAUGUGAAAUAAAUGUAGGAUGUAACUAUCUGACCACAGUCACAUUUAGGCAAUCCCUCAUGGGGAGUACUUUUCUGUUGUUCUAUUUUUAGUGUAGAUUUAAGCACUUUGAAUAGCAUGAUUCAGGGAUUGACAGAUACUAUUCACACUACUUAAAAUUUUUUUCUUAUAAUGUUUUGUCAUAAUAUAUUAAACAAAAGAAAAACAAACAAACAAACAAACAAAAGAAUUAACCACAAAGCAAAACCUAAAACAAAUGGAGAAGCUAUCUAUGGCUUUAGAACCAUUCCUCCUUAGAAUUCCUCCUCUAUGAACAGCUCUCCGUGGGGAACAGUGGAGAGGACUGUUUUGUGUUCACAUGCUCUAUGCUUGCCAAAAGUUGUUUGAACGCAAAAUAAAAUGAAAAAAACCCCCAACAAAACAACAACCAACCAAAACCAACCAAACCUGUCAUUGCCCUAGUGCUUAGGCUCCAUCCUUUUUUCGUGAAGUUUUCCAGUUUUUGACAAUGCAGCCUGCAGUGUGCAUGCAAUAGCCACAUAUAAGGUUUAGCCAUAAGCAAAUAGCACUUUAUUUUAAAAACUGCACAGUGUGAUGAUCGGAAAAACUUACUCUGCCUGGUCAAUAACUUUGGGUUUGUAUGUGUAUUCUAUGCACAUGAAUUAUCCAAGUGUGGUGCUUCAUCUUUAUAAGGCUCUCUAUAAUCAGGGUAGUCUUUGCUAUAAAACUAAAGGACUCUGUUCUACAAUCUGUGGAAAUUCAGUAUAUACGUUCUCUGGACAGCACAUGUAGCUGAACAGUAAUGGGGGAACUGUACAGUAUUCAGCUAAUUAUUCUGAAGGUAAAGUGCAUUGCUGGGUCUGAUUCUGUUCUCAGUUGCAGCAGUAUGAUUUGAGAGUAAAUCUAAUAAAGCUGAAUGAGUUUAAGAUUGAUUUGUGUGGGAGAAGAAAAUUGGAAAAGCAAAGAGAAAAAGAAUUCAUAUUUCCAGUCUGUGACAAGCUGAAAUCUUGGCUGCAAGGAAAGCAGCAGCAAAAUGUCUUCUGAAUUUUAGUAGAGGCCCAGUUCUCACCUAGCAGCUGACUUCAAACACUUUCAAAAUGAUCUGGUUCAAAGCUAAAUACUGUUAGGCUUAGAAGCAAACUAAGAUUUUGCUAUUACUGCACAGCUGCAAAAACCAUGUGUAUGUUACAUAAUGGGUGAUAAUCAGCUUUGGAAUAAUUGGAAAGCUUGUUAUACCCGCCUGAUUAAAAUUCACAAAGGUUUACUUGGAUAUUGUGUAUUAAUGACACAUUUAAAUUAUAGAUAAAGCAGUGAGAUUUGGGGAAAACUGGCUGGGUAAACAGGCUUCCUUCAUUCUUAAAUUGAAAAGAAAGAAAAAAAGAAAAUGUCAAGUUAGCAAGCCUAAGGAGAGUUUAAUUAAAAUCCAAAGAAGAAAAACAAAUCACAGCAGUAAAGUAAGCUUAAAAAUAGGAUAAAGGUCAAUGGAGAAGAAAGGCCAAAAUGCCCACCUGUUUUUCGUCUGUAUUGUGGAUUUUUUUUUUUUUUUGUCAUGAAAGUUCUGUACUCUAGCUGACCUAUAUCGAGCAAAUGGCUUUUUGGGGCCCACCAGACAGAUCAGCAACACACAUAUGUACCUGUAUGUCUAACACACUUCCUAAUGAUUUUGUGCUUGCUUAUAGUCUAGAAAAGAGAGGUUUUGGUAUGUCUUCUAUUGUUGUGAUACAGAGGAUUGCAGGAAUCUGUCAGCACUAAAAAAAUCUCACUAACAAGCUUAGUUUAUUAUCCAGAGUAACUAUAUUCCUUCACACUCACCACUUAUCUGAUUUGCUGUUAUUAGAACACUUUUUUACACAUUUCUCAGCUCAGCAAGUGACUGAGUGAUUAAUGUGACUGGCAUCAGAAAAAAUGUAAGCAAUACCAUAACAAUUAGUUUCCUUGUAUCGGUGCAAGUUCCAUUGCAUUUUUUCUGUAUAAUCACAAGUCUUCACCUCCUAAAUAGCCCGCUGAGUGGAGGUUGGAGAACACCACUCUGUCUUUCAUUUGAGACUCAUUGAACUUCGUAUGGAUACUAAGCUAUCAUUUGUGAUGUAAUUUCACUGGGCUAUUUCCCAUUGACUCCGGCUGUAUCCUCCAAGAAGACAUGUUGGCGGCAUUGUGCUUCUCCAGCUGGCCUUGGGUUGGUGUUCCAGAACUCAAAGUUGUUGCCCUGGGGAGUGAAACUAAUAGAAAUAUUUCAUCUAGUAAGAGUUUUUCUAUGCUUUUUUUUUUUGUUUGUUUAAAUUCUGUUUAAGAUAAAUUUUGACCUUUGUUCUGGACUAAUAAGCUCAGUGGGUGGGAGGUUUAGAGUCCACACAGUCAUGAAGUAGUCAGAGCAGAAAUUAUAAAAGCAGGUUUGAUACCUUAUUUGGAAAAUUUAUAAAUCUGAAGCUUCCCAGAUUACUAUAAAAUGGUGCAUUGAGAUUGACAGUUGUUGAAGGAAAAUAUUCUGUUAUUACAACCAGCCUCAUUGCAAAAGCUUAUCAGCGUUCUUACAUUAAAUAGCCAAUAUCCUAGAUAAUGUAAUUUCAGAAACAUUCAACAGUCAAUUAAAAUAUUUUUGGUUUGAUGAAUUAAGAGCAACAUGAUUCUCUAGGAUCUAAAUGUAAAAUAAAAUAGAUAAUCUUUAUCUAGUACUGAGUUUACAGGAAGCACAAAUAUGUCUUUGCUGGGUCACUAGUAUUAGGAAAACAAUUUGAAGCAAAAUUUAAGAGCUGUGAAUUUGAUCGAGAUAUUCUUGUUAUUUUUUAUAAAGACAUUUCUCUUAACUGCCAAGGUAUGACAGAACACAUAAAUUACUCAAAAAUAAAAUGGAUGUGCUUUUUAACCUUCUCUUUCUCUGUUUAUCAAAUAUUAUCUCACUCUCUGCCCCCCUCAAAAAUACAAAAUCAUCCAGGAAAAAUGAAUACCUACUGAGCCCAUACUCUGAAGCCCAUUUGGUGGCAGACAAAGAAGAGCAAGCCAGAGCAAGGGGCUGCACCACAUGGCUGCAACUGGGAAGCUCUACAAUGGGGACACUCUGUGUGCCUGUGCAGGGAGAGGCACAGGGCUCUGCCCAUUGUGUAGUUACUCCUCUGUCAGGUGGGUGCAGAAGGAACUAUAAGCUCAAUAUAUCACCAUUCUUCUACCUGCUAUAGGUAACACACAGAGAAGGUGGGCUGUGAGCCCUCAGGUUGGGGUACAUGUGAAAACUCUUUGCAGAGAUGUUUAGGGUAAGUAGAUGUCUUCUUUCCUAAGAAGAGACUUAACAGCAACAAAGCACUGACUUACAAAAUGUUUUUAUUUUAGCUCUCAGUUCGCACACCAUUUUUCACAUCCUUGUAGAGUGCUCAUCUGAAACAACAGCCUGAUACUGUCCUGAACUUUCUGUGAAGAAAAAGUCAGUCUUAAAAAGGUCAGUCAUGGCUUUAAAAUACUUUCACCCAUGCAUCUGCCAUUAAGCUGCAGGGUCUGCACACACACUCAAAAAAAACCCAAAAAUAAAGAAAGAAAAGCAAAAUAGCAAAGCAAUUACUAAACCCUGUUUAAACCUGGCUUUGAGAGCUGGUUUGGUUUUUUGGGGUUUUUUUGGGUUUGUUUUUUUUUUCAGGGAAGGUUGUUUUCUUCUGCUGUUUUGUAGGAAGUUAUAUGAGAGAUUGUUUUAAAUUUUCUCUUCAUUCUUUGCAUGACAGGUAAAUCACAGGGAGAUUUUAUUUCUUUUUUGAGAAAGUUCUAUUCUUCAUUGUAAGUUGCAAACACAAGUUGCAGUGAAUUUACAGACUUAGAAGAAAUUGUUUGCCAGAGUCAAUAUUCUCUGGUGAACAGCCCACCGCAGCCCUAAUUAAGUUCUUAGGGACAUCUCAGUAGAAAAUUUAAACAAUUGUAUUAUACAUGCACCUUAAGCAUCACAUUAGAAAAUUGUAUAUUUGUGUUCUUAAAACCCAGGCAACUUCAAAUGGAACAAUUAUGCAAAUACAAAGCAGAGAGGAAAAUACUGACACAACUGUUUCCAUCUAUUUUAGCAAAAUAGUUCCGUGACAUCAGGCUCCUUCUUUGAGAUCACUAACCUAUGCCUACCCCAGGAAAACACAUGAAUCUGCAAAAUAUGAAGAUAUCUGGUGGAAAAAUGUUGCAAUAAACACUCUCAAAUCUUUGUUAUAUCAAAAAAAGCACUUUAGACAUUUUUAUACCUAUACAUAGGUAUUUUAACUUGAAUCAUUUAAUCAUCAAAAAAUACAACAAAAUAAAGUAAGUAGCACCUCAUAAAAAUUCAAGGAACUCCCCAAAACCUGAGUUUGUUCACAAGAUGACAUUUUUCAUGUGCUGCAAGAUGACAGACUUGCAACCAGGCCAUUGCUAGGUGGCACUGUGACACAGAUACAUAGGUAGGGGUAACACGGUGGGAGAAGUAUAGCAAAGAUGUUUCCUGGUCAUGUCGGGAAAGGUAGGUGGUAGUGGCUGGCAUUCAUCUGGUCCUGCUGCCACAGGAGAUUACAGACAUCUUUUGCCUGUAGGACACUAGAAUCACAAAUUUACCAGGUACUUCCUUCACUUCCUGGGUGCUAUCUGAAGCCAUUUAUAUAACCCUUUUAGAGGUAGAGAAUGUUUUUUCUGGAUGACAGGAUCUACCUGAAUCAGAAGAAUAUCUGUCAGAAUUCCUAUCACUGUAAAUAAUAAUUAGCGUCAGUACAGUUCAUCUCCUAUUUUCUAUGCUUACCUCUUCACUCUUCUGAACAAAAAAAGAUUGUGAACAGCACUCAGUGCCAUAUAGCAAAUAGCAUUCCCACACUUUUUUUUUUUAAUUUUUAUUUUUUUACUGUUAGAUAUUUUAAGAGUGGGAAAUAGCAGCAAAGAUACUGUCUGCUUGAAAUGACACUUGCCAAGUUCAAAAAUGCCCUGUUCAGUCAUCUUGGACACCUUACCUGAAAUUCUUCUUUCUAGAUCCUGGCAAAGAGCAAUCUAGAGAAUAAAGGGUUGGACACAGACUGAACUGCACAUGCAUAUAAUUUUCAAGGAUGUUCUUAUUCCUCGUAGUGACUCAUAUUGGUUUUUAGUUUCUUUUGCUUUAUUUUGUUUUGUUUUCAUAAGGAAAGAGACAUCAGAACUGACAUACUACUGCAUUACAUUAGUUAGGUGAUGGCAUAGCCACAUUAGAAAGAAUGGAGUUGAGCUCCAGAGCACUGGAGUAAAGUAGUCAUGAACUAGGCUGAAAGUCUCCUACCUGUGCACAUUGCAGCUGUUGAAAGAGCUGCUGGAUUUCCUUAGCUUCCACUUCAGUUGGUUCUCCACUUCAUAGGCACUUUAACAAAGAGGUUUUGAAAGGGAAAAUGGUGCUUUUAGGUGCCAUAAUAGAUGGAGUCUUGGGCACAGUAAGUCUGAUACCACAACCUCACUGAGAUAUGAGGUUUCUGUGUGAAACCCGACGUUUCCUUCUCAUUUUGGUCUUCUGACUGCCAUCUGUUGGCUUGCUAAGGUUCUCCUAAAACUCAAAAAAUAAAAUCAGAUAUUUCAAAGUCAAGGUGAAUCAGUGAAAAAAUAUAUCUUCAUAAUUGAUUGUUUCGAAUAGCUGACUAGAAUUCAGAUAUCCGUCCCUUCUUCCCAUACCUCUUCCUGUCCUUCUGUUCUAGAUAAUCACUGGCCAUAACUUCUCUUACAUGUCCUGUAAAAAUAUGAUCUAGGGAUUUUAUAUUAUUUUCAUAGAAUCAUAGAAUCAUAUAAUGGUUUGGGUUGGAAAGGACCUUAAGAUCAUCUAGCUCCAACUCCCCUGCCAUGGGCAAACUCAGAAAUAAUUUUAUAUAACAUCUUGGUUUCAUCAUAAAGGUUUGCAGAUUUGUUAUUCUUUUUUAUUUUAUACCAGUACAGCAGCUAAUAAAGUUAAAGUAGGCAACUGCCCAGUGCUCGGCAGUGGUGAAGCAGCCAACACAGUUAGUGAGUUGAGGAUGCUACACGACAAAAUAUUCAUCUUAGCUCUUACCGUAAACGGGAAUUAUCUGCCCAACAUUACAUCUAAAUAUCCACUGCUGUCACUCACAGCAAUUUUGAGUCACAUAUGAAUUUUGCAAGAAAAGCACACUAUUAAGUGCGUGCUUUUAACAGUGUAGUGACUAUACAUAUAAUAUAUAAACUUAAGCAUAAAAACCAUUUCAUAGGUAAAUAUUUUUAUUAGCAUGUUGUACAUAACUGCACUUUCUUCAGAAGCUAAUAAAACAAAAUGACCAAAAAGACCUUUAUAACAAACAUGUGCCUAGUUGCAAUAGUAGAAGAAAAAUUUCACUGCCUUCACUUUUACAAAAAAGUUGCAAAUGUAAUACAAAUAAAGAAAUGAAAGUCUGUAGAGAAUUGUUUGAUUCUAAUGUCAACUGCAGCAUCUUUCUACCAACUUCAAUUUGUCUAGGGGAUUUAGUUUCUUUAAUUUUUUUCCAUUAUUUUACUCAGCUCAGCAGCUGACUGUCCAUACGCAGAGUGCACAAUACAACUCAAGUAGUAACUGUCUUUCUUGGGAGCAUACUCUUCAAAGUUAAUAGCUGGAUAAGCAUCUUGAUAAAGCGCUUUGUUAAUAAAGCUCUCAGCUGGCCUUCAGUAAUCCUGGGAACAACCAUAGUCGAAACGCUGUGUAGUUCCUACUG
Strigops habroptila (Kakapo) is the source of this 11935-nucleotide messenger RNA. It is a transcript of the gene IL1RAPL1, whose product is annotated as interleukin 1 receptor accessory protein like 1. The transcript has 11 exons. NCBI's taxonomy places the organism in Eukaryota, Metazoa, Chordata, Aves, Psittaciformes, Psittacidae. The coding region runs from base 866 to 2956 and encodes 696 amino acids. Gene Ontology annotation, biological process: negative regulation of exocytosis; signal transduction. The record is from RefSeq and is a predicted model, not a curated record.